Molecule: messenger RNA, 4552 nt
Organism: Mycena citricolor
Lineage: Eukaryota; Fungi; Basidiomycota; Agaricomycetes; Agaricales; Mycenaceae
Source: the annotation of a GenBank genome assembly
UGUCAAUAGCCAUUCUGGCGUAUCUGGUUAGCAGGUAGGCCCUAGUCCAUGAGAUCUUGGUCAAUUUCAUUUGAAAAUUGUUCCGUUUACAGCUCAUGAAUGGAUGAGUUCUGGCUAUCGGGUGCGCGACUCAAUACGGCAUAUGUCAGCUGUAGAUACAGUAUCUGUAAGACAAUGUGACAACGAAAUAACGCAAUGUAACAUGAUCAUGCUGCAGUUCGACUGCGCACCUCGCUUUCGCACAACCGUGUCUGACUCAACGCUGCAUUCCCAAACAGGAAAAUACGACCGACCGAUUCGGCUGAUCGGUGGCACGGGUGUCGGCUUGGCGACCGUCGGACGGCUCCGGGAUGAGAUCCGGGGGUCCUGUCCGAUGGCUUGAAGUCGCGGCUCUCGGUCCGUCGGCAACAUAUCGGCAAAGUUAGAAAGUGGAAGAAGCAGUGAACAUCUGAACAUGGGAAUCGCACAACAGAAAGACCGGAGGUCUAGAUUCUGGAAGGAGUUUUGAUCCUGGGCACCACGAUCCUCGCAGGAGUGAGGUCUUUCGCUGAGCGCACACGCGCGCAUACAGGCACCGGACAAAAGAGGGCCAUUCGAUCAUCAAUCUGGAAAGUUGCGGACACGUCCAUCUCAUCAGAGGUUUGCGGCGCUGCACAUUGAGGUUGUGUUCAAUCAGGCCAUCCUAGUCAACUAUACCCACACUCAGGCAAAGUAGACAGGCGCGGUUUGACCGGGCCUCGGAUGGUAGCGGGCUUCUGUGAGAUCGACGCCUUGCCUAGUACAUACAACCUGGCAAGACACAAGCACGCCCCCGUUGACACCUUUCAUCCUUUCUCCCACCUCCUUCGCACUUGCGCACCCAUACGCACCCCGAGCACGCGAUGGACAUCCAGAUGCGCCAGAGCACGGUUCCGAGGGCCGAGGCUCGCGGGCCUUCUGAAAAGAAAGCGCAGCUGCACUCGCUCGUCAUCUCGCCAAACCUGGACGCACUCCUCGAGCACGACGAGCGCAUGCGGCGCACCCACCAUCCCAUGCACCACGCGCACACCAGUUCGCUGUCCACGCUGUACGACUCGUCGGCGACGGGUCACACCAGCUUGCCGCCACCGCCGCGUCGCACGCGCACAGGUGGUUCAGCAUCUCCCGUCUCGCCCUUCAUGGGGCAGAUGAGCCCUAUCCCGAUGAGUCCGUCGACACCCAUGAGCAGCAAUGGAGCGCAUAGACCAGAGAAUAAUCCGUAUAUCAAUCCAGCACCCCAGUUCGUGUUGGCAAAGUCGUCGGUGAUGGCGUCCCCGAUUUCGCCUCCGCCGAGAUCGUCGUCACUAUCCAUCGGCGGUAUGCCAAUGUCUCCCUCCACGAGGCCUCGCGGACAGGAUGCGAAGAUGGAAGGAACGCCGCAGGCAGAUGGUGGUUUUGGUGGCGAGGAAGCCACUGAUAGCCGAGCCUGGGCCCCCAUUACGGCAGCACAGACCGUUGAGCGACGACGGUCAUCAUCCCAAGCUCGCAGAGAGUCUGCUCCCCAUUCGAAGGGGUCUGUGUCGAGUCGAGAGGAGAUAGUGGACAAGGAUAAAGCGAAGCUGAGGUCCAAGCUGAAGAUACCCCGACGGCCUCGCACAGCAGACGCAGUUGUUUACCCUCGCAAACUCGUCAAGGCGUCCUCCCGCACGUCUUCGUCCUCCAACGAAGGGUCCAUGCCCUCUCAGGGGACGUCUUUAUCGGUUUCUGUUGGUCCCCCAAUGCCCGCGUCGCCCGGUCGUGAGUCGUUCAUGGACAUGUUUUCUCCUGUGGCGGAUGGAAUGAAGAAGACACGAUCCUCUAUUUACGACGAUGAUGAUCAAUUCACGAAGGGCAGUUUAAGCCCCUUAGCGGCCGCACCGCCGUCCCCUCUUCCUGUGCCGAGAAAACGAGGUCCGGUCCUGGACUUAGCGAAACCUCCGAUCCCGACCACGCCUAAACCUGAUUUCCGUUCUUUACGCCGGCCCACAUCGCAGACUGUCCCCUCGUCACCCAUUGCCCCUCCACCUGUGGUGCCGCUUCCCUCGCAGCACCCAGCGACGAUGCCUCCGACGACUAAUUUCCUGAACCCCUCCGAGCGGGCUCAGCUGAUCAAGAAGAGCCGGAAACUUGCUCAGAUGUUCGGCCAGACCCCCGGCCCAGCGGAUAUUCUGUUGGACGGUGCAAGCAAGGACACGAGUUUCCUUGCUUUGGACGUGGCGGAGCCGAGGACGACAGCGAAAGGAAAGAACAAAGCCCCAGGCCACCGGCCGGCCGCUUCGAUGAACAUGCUUGGCCAGGUGCCCAUGACCGUGCGACCAGUCCCACCGUGGCCAGUCCCGAAGAGGUCGGCCGAAUCACCAGCAGACUCGCAGGGCACCUGGCCUGCGCUGGAGCAUGGGAAAACGAUUUAUAUGGACGCGAAUGGGAGACGGAGGAGCGAACCGAACACGCCUGUGACUGCCUCCGACUCUGCAUCGUUCAUGGACUUCAACUCUGAGUCCGAGUCCGAGUCCAACGAGCUAUCCAGCCCACCUCUGGUGCCUGCAGUCGAUGAUGAAGCAGCGUCGAUCAUGACCCUCAGCCCCGACGACUCCAUCUCUGUCAUGGGACCGUCACGCCUCGUCCACGUCCCUUCUGUCGCCUCACUCGCUCCGACCAUCUCGAACGCGUCGAUCCUGACCGUCGAACGCGAGGAGGAGAGCGACGCCGAGUCUGAACGGCGGCGGGCUCGCGCCAAACUCGCCAAGCUACACCGAUACCUUGGCUCGCGGGUCCCCGCGAAUCUCGUUCUGGGGCCCGCAUUCGCAGGCAAGCCUCUGCCAGCGGAGCAGCCCGAGUCGCCGAUGCACUCUGACUUUGAGGGCUCGCCCUCCGGCGUGCUCCGCGGCCGACACGCGAUCCACCCCAGCACCUGGACGCGCCGGAGACGCAGUUCUUCGGCCGUUCUGACCUCGACGCCCUCGUCAUCGGACUGGUCAGAUGACGUCGAUCGCGUCAGGGAAGAGCUCGGGGACAGGGAAAAGGCCAUGAUCGUCAAACGCGCCAAGAAAGUCGGCAAGGUCUUCGGCGUCGCGCCUCCCCCGAGCUUGUAUUCGGGCGCCUCCCCGACGCCUUCCAUCAACGGUUCUGGGUCCGGGUCUGGACAUUCCACCAAGUCGACAAAUCAGAACCAGUCGUCGUAUACCGGAAAGAGCCGGCACUCUUUCGUUGCCUCGCCCCGAACCCAUCAGUAUCCUGGUUCAGCGACCGGACGGAAGAAAAAGGCUGGUCGGCCAGGGACGAGUGACUCGGCUCAACACUUGCUGACGCCUACUGAGUCGUUGACCAACCUGUGCGACGAAUCGAUCGUGUAUUCACAUUAUCAGCACUCGUUGAACUCGCUUGUCGAUAUCAUUGACCGGGACGACCGAGAGUCUCUGGUGGAGCUCCACCAAUAUCUUAACGCGGACGACGAAGACGAGAACAUCAGCCCGACGGAAAACUAUCUGGGCCGACACGAGUACCACUUGGACCCUGAUGCCACGCCACUUUCUUCUCCAGUCGAGUUCGCACCGAUCGGAGCUACUUCAUUCGCCAGCAUCGGCGGAAUUCUGGGUGCCGUGAACACCGUAUAUGACUCACCGCAGAGCCCACGGCCGAAAUCCGAACGGCGGCGAUCCAUGCCAGCCCGGACGUCGACUGUCUCGCUGUCUUCCAUUGUCACCGCCAACGAGUCACCCGCCAACUCCCCGACGGGCGAGGAGUUCCAGACGCGGCGGCGCCGUGCUGCGAAGCUCACCCAGUUCUUCGGCGUCGACUACCGCGAGCUCAUCGAUGACGUCGUCGAAAGUAUCGAGGCGGGGCUGGAGGUAGAACGGAAUCGAGGAACGCUCAAGCCGGCCGAGGCUGAGGCGCUGUUGCUUCGGCUUCGGACCUUGCGGUCGAAGCGAUGAGACUCGGACAGGCGCCACCGCCACUGCAGACAGAUCGAUCGCAUUGCAGCCUGGCCUCGACGACCGCCGACGCAUGAACGAUAUCAUUCAUCUACAUAACGACAAUCUCACUGCCCAUCUACAUCGCAAUGCUCCGCAACUAUCCGUGCAUCAUCUAUCCUUGUACUCUACCUGCCAACUCGCUGUCGUUAAUACUUUGUUAUGUUACUUACUAACCACGUCCGGUACUUAUUCACUUAACCUUCGUGCAAUCGCGGCAUCUAGUUCUAUUUAUCGGGAUACCGGUAUCCAGGACCAUAGUGCCCAAAGUUCAAGCGGGCGAAGUCCCGUGAUCGCGUUAUCUAUGUCACAUGAUUCAUUUACGUCCACCGGACAGUCUUGUUCCGUGUCCGAGAGAGACAAUACCGGAGUAGUGAGGUUGGGCAAGGAAAUAAGAGUCAACUCCGCCUGUAGCAGUCCAGCGGAUUGUUCCCUACGAAAGUCUCUCGCGUGCAGAGAGGGAGCUAAUGACCGGAGUAAAACCUACGAAAGAUGCAAGCGCGACAUUGUACUCGUUGUUCAUACUUUCAAAUGGAAGGGAAGGAAGGGAAUGCUUGGACGGCAUUUCACCUCGCUUUAUUCAC